This is a messenger RNA of Heteronotia binoei (common prickly gecko), 3517 nucleotides long. It is a transcript of the gene PDK3, whose product is annotated as pyruvate dehydrogenase kinase 3. Gene Ontology annotation, cellular component: mitochondrion. The coding region runs from base 407 to 1627 and encodes 406 amino acids. Gene Ontology annotation, biological process: protein phosphorylation; regulation of glucose metabolic process. The transcript is spliced from 11 exons. The record is from RefSeq and is a predicted model, not a curated record. Lineage: Eukaryota; Metazoa; Chordata; Lepidosauria; Squamata; Gekkonidae. Gene Ontology annotation, molecular function: pyruvate dehydrogenase (acetyl-transferring) kinase activity.
GGGGGCGAGUGGAGGAAGGGAGGGUCGGGGAUGCCGGCUGCUUGUUGCCCAGUCAGAAGGCCGCGUCGGUCCGGAAGGCGGGCGCUGCCUGUAGUUGCUGGGCCAAGCCAAAGCAGCCGCCGGCGAGGACGAGUCGGGUUACUGCUGGCAGUGUGGGGGAAGGGCGGCAGGGUCCUUGCCCGACCGCUGUCGAUGAGAGAAAGCGAUCGCGUGGAGGCGGCUUCGGUGGUUCAUGCCGCCCCCGCGCACUAGCCCGGCUAUCGGACGCUGGGCGGUUGUGACAGGCAUUAGGGCCUCCCCCGCCCCCUGCGCUGUUUGUGUGCGUGAGUAUCCGCACGCGCCCGACGGUUGCUCGGCCGGUUGCUCUGGGGCCCGACCUCGCUGUCUCGCCCGCCCUUAGCUCACCAUGCGGCUGUGCGGGGCACUUCUGAAGAGCCCCAUCCCCAAACAGAUCGAGUACUAUUCCCGCUUUUCUCCGUCGCCGCUCUCGAUCAAGCAGUUCCUGGACUUCGGGCGUGAUAAUGCAUGUGAGAAAACAUCUUAUAUGUUUCUGCGAAAAGAACUUCCUGUACGGCUUGCUAAUACCAUGAGAGAAGUAAAUUUAUUGCCUGACAACUUGCUGAAUAGACCAUCAGUUAAACUAGUCCAGAGCUGGUAUAUGCAGAGCUUUCUUGAACUUUUAGAAUAUGAAAAUAAAAGCCCUGAAGAUCCACAUGUUCUAGAUAAUUUCUUAGAUGUCUUAAUUAAAGUCAGGAAUAGACACAAUGAUGUUGUUCCUACUAUGGCCCAAGGAGUGAUUGAAUACAAGGAAAAAUAUGGUUUUGACCCUUUUGUGAGCAGUAAUAUCCAGUAUUUUCUAGAUAGGUUCUACACCAACCGCAUCUCGUUCCGCAUGCUUAUUAACCAGCACACAUUGCUUUUUGGUGGGGUUACUAAUCCUGCUCAUCCGAAACAUAUUGGCAGUAUUGAUCCUACCUGUAAUGUGGCUGAUGUGGUAGAAGAUGCUUUUGCAACGGCUAAAAUGUUGUGUGAGCAGUACUACCAAGUAGCACCAGAACUGGAAAUUGAAGAAUUCAAUGCUAAAGCACCAGGGAAGCCUAUUCAAGUAGUCUAUGUACCAUCACAUCUGUUCCAUAUGCUUUUUGAAUUGUUCAAGAACUCUAUGAGAGCUACAGUGGAAUUAUAUGAAGGUAAAAGUGAAGGCUAUCCACCAGUUAAAACAUUAGUCACAUUAGGAAAAGAAGAUCUUUCAAUAAAGAUAAGCGAUAAAGGGGGUGGUGUGCCUCUGAGGAAAAUAGACCGCCUAUUUAACUACAUGUAUUCAACUGCCCCCAGGCCUAGUUUGGAGCCAUCAAGAGCUGUACCUUUGGCAGGAUAUGGGUAUGGUCUGCCAAUUUCUCGUCUUUAUGCAAGAUAUUUUCAAGGUGAUCUCAAAUUGUACUCAAUGGAAGGAGUGGGGACUGAUGCUGUAAUUUAUUUGAAGGCACUUUCCAGUGAAUCAUUUGAAAGACUGCCAGUUUUUAAUAAGUCAGCCUGGCGACAUUACAAGACCACACCAGAAGCUGAUGAUUGGAGCAACCCCAGCAGUGAACCCCGGGAUACUUCCAAAUAUAAAGCUAAUCGAUAACUCACCAACUUUUUUAUCACAGUGGUCACACCUGUAUUUGGAAAUGAGUCUCUGCUUUGUUCCAAUUUCCUCUAAUCUAAAGUAGCCAAUUAUUUUCAUAGAAAGACUUACGAUGGGACUGAAAUAGCAAGAACAGAGGGGACUGUGAAAGAUUGACAUUAAGCAUUUUUGGUGUGAGUUAUUGUAACUAGUUUGCCAAAACAUUCAUGGUGAGCUGGGUCACAAAUGACAAAAAGGGAUGCACUGUGACUGCACUUAGAUUAUACAGCUGUAUAGCAAAAGGGUGAGGUACUAUUUUUAAAGGUAAAUUUAAGAAUUGGCAAAAUUGUUUUUGACUUCUUAUUUGACAAUAGUGUCCUACACAGCAAUAUGUUGUAACAGAAAUUCUAGUGUAGUUUAAUGUGUGCUUUAAAAACUCACAAUGCUGCAUUUUUAUAUGGCACAAUGUCAUCAUUAUAUUUUUUUAAAAAAAUGGGGGUGGGGGUGUGGUCUUACCACCUACAUAUAUAGUAUGUUCUCUAUAUCAGGGGUGGCCAACGGUAGCUCUCCAGAUGUUUUUGCCUACAACUCCCAUCAGCCCCAGCCAGCAUGGCCAAUGGCUGGGGUUGAUGGGAGUUGUAGGCAAAAAAAAAACCAUCUGGAGGGCUACCGUUGGCCACCCCUGCUCUAUAUUGUUGUAGUGCUUUAAAGUGAUUUUUAGGCCAUUUCAGAAGCUAAUAAUUGCUUCUCUGUAUAUAAAUCAAUCUUGCAAAGCAGUGAAACUUUCACUUAGCAGUAGCCAUUCUGUGCAUUUUUUAAAAUUCCCUUAAUUACGGAUUUGAAAAAUUAUUUCCUUGUCAGUCAGCUUUAGUAUGGAAAAAUAUCAGCCAGUUGGAUUCAUAUACUUGAAAAAAAAAUCCAGUUGAUAAAGAUGGAUGGCAGUUCAGGUUGCUUGAAAUAGCCUUUGUUUUAGAGAAGUACACCAAGAAAACAUUAAUGAAAGUAGUUUGGUUUUAAGAUGCCUGGCAUAGCAAACCAUAUAAUAUUAAAACAGAAUAAUUUGCAAAAUGAUCAAAAAGGAAAAUUAGUUUGAAGAUUUAGAGCCUCAGAACACUGAGUUUUGUGAGGCAUGAGUUUUUUUAAAAGGCUGUCUAUAAAAUUUCAUAGGAGAAGGAAAGUGUAAACUAAAUGGAAAUAAAAGGUUUAUGCUAAGAGUUUGAAAAAUGUGAUUAAAUGAGCUUUAGCCUCCUAAACUAUGAAUCCACAGAAAGCAUGGCUUGGGAAACAGAAAUUUUGAUAAAAUCCCUUCACAACAGUGAAGCUGGAGUCGGGAGAGGGGUCAGUGGAACACCAAGACACAUUUCUCCAUAACUUUGUGUUGUAUUUUUAUGUGUGAGGUUUUGACGGUAAGCGACAAUGAAAAGAAUUUCUGUUAGGUACAGUUUAGUGUGUUAAGACAAAGAAAAGGUUACAACUGCUUUGAUAUUUUAAGGAAACAGUUCAGGCUUUCCUACAAUUCUUUAUUUAAAAGUACCUUUAUUACUAGUCAGAGAACCCCCAGUUUGAUUCACACAGCAAUAUGUCACCAGGUAUGCGCUUGAGUCCUAACCAUGUGUGUAAAUGUGCGUAGUGUUGGCACCUGUAUUUGUAUGUCUUUCUAAGCAGUAACUUCAGUUUUUGCACUUUGAAAAUCUAAUUGGCAUGGAUGGGAUUUAUCUGCAUUUUCAGUGGCUUAAUUAUUUCAUUAAGUGGAAGUAAGUUUUAGGAUGGAGAACAAAUUAUAAAAUGUAAUAAUAUAGAAAUGAGACCAACACUUAGAACUUCCUGUUUGUCUAUAAUGUAAAGGCCUAAGUCUGAAUGUAAGAUGGAUAGGAUUUUGCAUCAAUAAAACAUUUAGCUGCUAACUUAUAA